Messenger RNA from Nicotiana tabacum (common tobacco), 2211 nucleotides. Its product is annotated as phototropic-responsive NPH3 family protein NPY2. The record is from RefSeq and is a predicted model, not a curated record. NCBI's taxonomy places the organism in Eukaryota, Viridiplantae, Streptophyta, Magnoliopsida, Solanales, Solanaceae. Gene Ontology annotation, molecular function: protein binding.
GGAGUGAGAGUUGAUGCAUGUGUAUGUCUGGUUUUUGAGAAUAAUUAAGUGUGGAAACUCUGUUGGUAAUGUCUACUGGGUGCCCCCCGGGGUCUGUGGCCUUUGCCGCCAACCAAGGAAACAAUGCACCUCUCUUCCCAUUUCUUUUAAAGUUAACAACAACUUCACUUCACCAUUUCUUCUUCUUCUCUCUCUCAAAUAACUCUUGCAAAUUCUCGAUUCAUUGGGUUAUGAACACAAAGGUAGUACAGUAAUCAGUUGAGUUGCUAGGAAAAUGAAGUUCAUGAAACUUGGAUCCAAACCUGAUACCUUUCAAUCAGAUGGGAAAAAUAUCAGAUAUGUUGCUUCAGAGUUGGCUUCUGACAUCGUUGUUAAUAUAGGAGAUGUGAAGUUUUAUCUGCAUAAGUUUCCUCUUAUGUCCAAGAGUGCUUGUUUGCAAAAGCUGGUAGCGAGCACUAGUGAAGGAAAUGGUGAUGAAGUUUAUAUCCAUGACAUUCCUGGAGGGCCUAGUGCCUUUGAAAUAUGUGCCAAGUUUUGUUACAGUAUGACCGUUACACUGAAUGCUUAUAAUGUCAUAGCAGCAAGGUGUGCUGCAGAGUAUCUUGAAAUGCAUGAGACUGUUGAGAAAGGAAACCUUAUUUACAAGGUUGAUGUUUUCCUUCACUCGAGCAUCUUCCGAAGCUGGAAAGAUUCAAUAAUACUUCUUCAGACCACUAAGUCAUCUCGGUUACAUAUGUGUGAGGAAGUGAAGUUGAUCAGCUACUGUAUUGAUGCUAUAGCAUCCAAGACAUGUAUUGAUGUUCGCAAGGUUGAUUGGUCUUACACCUAUAACCGGACAAAGAUACCAGAGGAAAAUGGAAAUUCGAAUGGAAUUAGAAGCCGUGUGGUGCCAAAUGAUUGGUGGGUUGAUGACUUAAGUGAGCUUGAAAUAGAUCUUUAUAAACGGGUUAUUGUCAACAUAAAGAAUAAAGGGAUUGUUUCCCCGGAAGUGAUUGGAGAAGCUAUUCAAGCUUAUGCUUCGAGAAGGUUGCCAGGCUUUAGCAAGGGUGAUGUCUCCAGAUCACGCUCUAUAUUGGAUACAAUUGUAAGGUUAUUACCUGCUGAAAAAGGUAGCGUCUCUUGUAGUUUCUUGUUGAGAUUGCUAAAAGCAUCCGUUUCAGUGGAUUCUGGAGAAAUGGUAAAGGCAGAACUAGUAAAAAGAAUAGGGCAGCAACUGGAGGAGGCUUCUGUCGAUGAUCUUUUGAUUCGAGCUAUAGAUGGGGAAGCGACAAUGUAUGAUGUCCAUGUCGUCCACAAAAUACUAGAAGGUUUUGUGUUGCGUGAUGAAGAUUCUAAAACUGAGUUGGAAGAUGGUAAUGAUGAAAUUCCAGAGGUCAGAAAGCCAGGGCUUGACUCAGAAGCUUCAAAGCUCAUGGUGGCGAAGCUAGUAGAUGGAUACCUUACAGAAAUUGCCAAGGAUCCUAAUCUCCCUUUGUCAACAUUUGUUGGUCUGGCAGAGAUGGUCACAAAUUUCCCUCGCCCUCGUCAUGACAGCCUUUAUCGCGCAAUUGAUAUGUACCUCAAGGAGCACCCUGGGAUCAGCAAGAGUGACAGAAAGAGAAUUUGCGGGCUGAUGGACUGCAAGAAGCUCUCUGUUAAUGCAUGUACACAUGCCGUGCAAAAUGAGAGACUUCCGUCACGUGUUGUCGUACAAGUUCUCUUUUUUGAGCAAGUCAGGGCCAAUGCAUCAUCGGGUUGCAGCACCCCGGAUCUGCCCAAAGCUAUUAGGGACCUUACUGCUGGUGUUUCAUAUGAGAGCUCAAGAUCAGCGACAACAAAUACAGAAGACUCGGAGGUUACAGCCUCUGCUGAAGAACUGAGGGCAUUGAAAGAAGAGCUGGCAGCCUUAAAGUUGCAAAAUGGAGGACUAAUUGACAAAGUUAAUGGAGAUACCAAACGUGCUGCCACUAGUAGAAUGAAAGGCUUGCUUUCAUCGAAGAGAAUCUUUUCCAGAAUCUGGUCAAGUAAAGGCGGGCAAGGGGAAAAUAGUGGGUCAGAUUCAUCGGAGAGUCUUGGUUCUGCCAGCUUAGAAGAAGCAAAGUACACACCUUCAAGAAAAGGAAGACAUUCAGUUUCUUAGUCCUAACUAGAAAAUGCAUGUAGUCACUAGUCUUGGAUUCUUUUGGGGGUUUCAUUAAAUGACCUCAGCAUGUCAAAAACUACUUUUCUUAA